UAUUGGACACGCAACGAGCUUUCCUGUAUGCGUAAUAAUAUGCUUAACGUGCUAGUUAUCCAGGUUCAAAAUAGUUUGAGCAUACAAACACAGCUACUGUCGCGUUUCUCCUCUUCCAGGUGCAAGAUGAGCAACGAAGACCUCAUUUCAGUGGAUUAUGAAAUUUUUGGCAGAGUGCAAGGUGUAUUUUUUCGGAAAUAUGCUCAAGCAGAGGGGAGGAAGCUGGGCCUGGUGGGAUGGGUCCAAAACACAGGUGCAGGAACGGUUCGGGGGCAGCUGCAAGGCUCACGCAGCCGGGUGAAACAAAUGCAAGAAUGGCUGAAAUCCACCGGGAGCCCCAAGUCACACAUAACCAAGGCCGAGUUUAAGAAUGAGAAUACGGUCAAUAGCCUGGAACACUCAUCUUUUAACGUAGUAAAAUAAUAAAAAACACAGAUUUUACUUGUAAUAUUACCUUUGACCCAGAUGUUUUAUUAAUUUAUUUAAUUUUUAAUAGUUGGAUUGCAGUAUAAUAAAAUGAAAACUCCUUCCAGCCUGCA
Messenger RNA from Pseudoliparis swirei, 539 nucleotides. RefSeq names its product acylphosphatase 1, erythrocyte (common) type (gene acyp1). Gene Ontology annotation, molecular function: acylphosphatase activity. The record is from RefSeq and is a predicted model, not a curated record. The coding region runs from base 28 to 423 and encodes 131 amino acids. NCBI's taxonomy places the organism in Eukaryota, Metazoa, Chordata, Actinopteri, Perciformes, Liparidae. The transcript is spliced from 2 exons.